AUCGACAAAUUAACUUGCGUCCUACAGUUGGCCAUGAUAAAUAUUCAGAAAAAUAUAAGGGAAUUUCGAUCUGCUUUAACAUCUUGACAAAAUCGUUUUCCGGUCGUUACGUUAAUUUUGGUGUCUUUGAAUUGUAUGGUGAUAAGGCUCUUGAGGUGGCCUUAAACGCAUCAUUCGAAAUGAUGCUUAAUGUAGAAUUGGAGGAUAUUUUAUCUGCCAAGUUGAAAACUAAAUUACACUGGCUUCUCACAUACUUAACCCAGUUUCCAAGAGUGCUACCUUAUUUGCUUACUGCAAAUUUUAACGCUGUUCUUUUUGAAGAUAGGCAAACCCAAUGGUCACUAUCUCGCCCAUUACUAUGCUUAAUUUUAUUGAAUCAAGAUUAUUUCAAUGAAUAUAUCGAAAAUUUGUUACGGCAUCAACUGCCUGAACGAAGGGAAAUCUUGCAAAAGGCCAUUAAAACUCUUAUGACAGACGUAGAUUAUAACCUGAAUUCCAAAAAUCGGGACCGUUUUACGCAGAAUCUUGGAACCUUUAAGCGAGAAUUAACAAAUGAUAAUGUCAUAUUAAUCUCACCGCCUAUGGAUCUCAAGCUUAUGUGA
Molecule: messenger RNA, 602 nt
Organism: Acaulospora morrowiae
Lineage: Eukaryota; Fungi; Glomeromycota; Glomeromycetes; Diversisporales; Acaulosporaceae
Source: the annotation of a GenBank genome assembly